Messenger RNA from Dimorphilus gyrociliatus, 2756 nucleotides. Lineage: Eukaryota; Metazoa; Annelida; Polychaeta; Dinophilidae. The record is from the annotation of a GenBank genome assembly.
GUAUUUCGUUUCGCAUGUUUGAUUCAAUUAGUGCGGUUUAAAAGAUAUGCUUGGAAAUUUCUUCUAUACAAUCUUUACUUUGACAGUUUUCUUUGUUCGGAUAAAUUCUAGUUUUAAUGAUAACGCUAAUGCUGAUAACCUCAAAGGUAAAUAUAAGAUAACUUUACGUUUUUUUAGAUAUUUUUCAUCAUUUACAUUCUUAAUACUAAUAUAUUGUCUGAUAGAAGACGCCAUUUUUUUUUAAAUUAUAAAAUAAAUAAACCUGGUUUAUAAACCCUGUAAAUCUUAAAUAAUACCUUAAAGAUACUUAAUUAAUUAACUAGUUAUUCUGUUAAUAAACUAAUUAAUAGACUAAUAAUUUCUAUUAACUCGAAAGUUUUCAGAACGUUCUUUUUCUUUUUCUUUUUAACUAAUCCAAUAUAUGAGUAUCUUAUAGUUAAGUAUUUAAGUAUAUUCUUUUGAUUAUUGUUUAUCAUAGAUAUUAUAAAGGCUCUAGGAAAUCUGGUAAAGAAUUUUUUACUUGGAAUUUACCAUGUGUAAAAUAAAUAAAAAGAAAAAAACUAACUCAUUUCUCGUAUGUUAAAUAAUCAAUAAAUACUAUAGGAAAUGUUAAAGGAAAAAAAACAUUUUCAAUAAAUAAGCCUAUAAGCUAAGGAGAAAUUGCAUUGCUUGACUGAACAAGCCGAAGGUAAUUUGGAAUGCCCAGCUGAUUUUGUCAUAGAUGUUGAAUACAUUGAGCAUGGCUAUUCGAAAGAUUGUCGUAGGACAGCUGCCGAAAAAUGUAAAAUACCGACCCCCGCUGAACUGAGACAUUGUAGAGGAAGACAAAAUUGUAGCUUUAAACUUGGAUCUAAUUUCCUUCCUAAAUGUGGCAAAAGUGGUAAUUAUUACGUAAUUCGGUAUAGUUGCAUAGAGGAUGAUGAUAAUAACAUAGUGGACAUUUGUGGAGUGGAAACGGAGGAAAAAGAAUUUACGAGGGAAGUUGGCUACAUAAAGAGUCUAAAUUAUCCCAAACCUUAUGAAUCCAAUUCGUCAUGCCAAUGUAGUAUAGAAAGUAAUAAUGGGACAAUUUUUCUUAAAAUGCUGGAUGUAGAACUUCAAAGAUCAAUUGACUACACAUGUAAUCAUGAUCAUUUGGAUUACGCUUUACUCGAUAAAAAUCACACUGUACCUCUAUGUUCUUAUCCAAGAACGGAAAAUUCUUCGAAUACGGAAAGUUCAUCUCUUAUUUUAAAUUUUCGGUCCGAUGGGGAGAGUGAAAACAGAGGAUUUUGGUUGAGAUAUUCUGCUUUAACCACAGGAAAUAAACCAGGCAAAGUAACAGUAAAAUGUCGAAAACUGCCUUUUACAGAAACGAAUGAACCGUACACUCCAUCACACCUUAAGAGGAAAUCGAAACAGUGCCUUGAAGAGAAAAAUGGAGAAAUAUUCCUGGGUUGCAAGCAAGGAACUAUUAUUAAUAUAAAAUCAGCACAUCACUAUCGAAGCGAUAAUUGUACUAUCGAAAAUGAAAUACCAGCUUGCAGUGGUAAUUUUGAACAGAUGGACAAAUUCAAGAAAACUUGUAUGGGAAAAUAUAGUUGUACUUUUCAUACAAAAUCGAAAUUUCUUAGCAAAUGCGAGGCUGAUAGCAACAUGAUUCUUGUUGACUAUGAAUGCAUUCCAGAUAGGUCAAGUCAUCAAAAUGUUAUUGAUAUAUGCGGAGAAUCAACGUCGGCUAAGGAAAUCAGACGCUCUCACGGCUAUCUAAAAAGUUUAUCGUACCCUGACGAUUACCCUAUAGACAUAAAAUGCUCGUGUAAUUUAUCUGUGGGUCCAGAUGAACAAAUCCUAUUUAACCUUAUUGAUUUGGGCAUGCAAAAGAGUUGCUCUCCCGAUUUAAUCGAAUAUAGUGUAUCCAAUUCUAAAUGGGGUCUAGGUGUUCACUUAUGUAACAUGUCUGAGAGGGCUAAAAUUCAUACAGGAUUAUCAACACUGUCAUUGAAUUUUAACUCUGGCAAUGAUAAACUGAGCAGAGGAUUUUGGUUGCAAUAUGAAGGAAUAACAAAAUUAGGUGGAAAGUCGACAGUCUCCAUAAAAUGCUUUGUUAUAAAAGGCAGUAAUGAUCCUGAUGCAACUAAGAAACCUAAUGAGGAAGUAAGGAUUGAAAAAAUUACUACAUCGAACGGUAAUAAAACAGCAAUGAUUGCCGGAAUUUUAGUAGUUCUUCUACUAAUCUGUAUGAUAAUAACUGUUAUUAUCGCACACCAAUUUAGAAGACGUAAAUUGUUAUGGAAACAAUCCCAUUUCGAAACUCCAGUAUACUCAAUUCCUUCAAGGAGCGAAAGAACAUUAUGUACAUUACGAAGUGUACCCUCGACAUAUCCAUCGCCGUAUUCAACUUACACGAAUACAGCUUACAAUGAAAAUUUAUUCAUUAAGAAAAACAUUGAAGAAGAAGAGGAUUCAAACUAUGUUAAGAUGUGAGAAGCUAAAAAGCAAGAGAAAAGAGUAAAAGAAGACAACAAACAGCAAAUAAUAAAUAAUUCCAUCAAUGUUUCUUUUCUUCUCCAAUUUUUUUUCACACCGUUCUACGUCCCUCAAUCUUUUAUUUCUUUAUGUUUUUCUUUUUGUUUAAUAUAAAAACAUAAGGAAUGUAACUUUUUUUGUAUUUCUACGUUUCUCAAAUUUACACAUUAUACAAUUAUUUAUUGUCAAUCUUAAUAGAAGAUUUAUCUAAACGUUCUUAGUUUUAAUAUCUGUGCCAUAAAUAGUCA